AUAAAUUUACGUGGUAUAAUGAUGUAAAAUGAUUGAAGCCUUAUUUAAAAUACUUAUCUAUAUGAUUCUGUACCACGUGCUACCCAAAUUACACUCCACGAAAGUCUAACCUGAUCAUAACAAAAUAUUUAUCAAUAUCUUCCCCAACAGAAAAUAACAUUUAGAAACGAUGUCGUCAGAUUCAUCAGAUGCUUCAGAUGUUGAAGAACAAGUUGAUGAUGUUACAGAAGAAGAAAGACUAAAAAUCAGAAGUGAACUAUCAACAAUGUCUUUUGAACAACUGCAAAAACUAAAGGAAGAAAUAGGUUCCAAAAUGUAUAACAAAACCGUUCACGGGGACAACAACAAGAAGAAAGAACCCAAAAAACAGUUCACUAGAGUCAAUAAAAACAGGCCAAGAGAAAGGUCUUCCAAAAUCAAACCAAGACUCAUUCAGAGACAGAUACCUAAUAUUCCACAGCCUAAACAGCAAUACAGCAGGGAUCCAAGAUUUGAUGAGAAAUGUGGAACUUUUGACAAGGAUCAGUUUAGAAAUGAUUAUAAAUUUGUAGAGGAAAUUAAAAGAGAUGAAAGGAAACAACUUGCUGCUGAAUAUGAGGAGACCAAGGAUGGAGACAAAAAGAAACAGAUUAAAUUACUUAUUCAGAGAAUUGAUAAUCAACUUAGAGAAAGUGAAAAACUUGAUAAAAUUGAGCAAAAACAAAAGCAAGAUGCUGAACAAUUCCAACAGAUGAAAGAACAAGGAGAGAAACCAUUAUACAAGAGGAAGUCUGACAAGAAAAUUGAAAACUUGGUUGCUAAGUAUGAAGAUCUUAAGAAGAAUAACAAAGUUCAGAAGCACAUCGAGCGUCGUUCCAGAAAGUUACAGGGCAAGGAGAGAAAGAGGCUAGAUAAUGUCAAUUAAUAAACAAAUUAAAUUAA
This is a messenger RNA of Dalotia coriaria, 921 nucleotides long. Its product is annotated as ribosomal RNA processing protein 36 homolog. The record is from RefSeq and is a predicted model, not a curated record. The coding region runs from base 170 to 904 and encodes 244 amino acids. Gene Ontology annotation, cellular component: nucleolus; 90S preribosome. NCBI's taxonomy places the organism in Eukaryota, Metazoa, Arthropoda, Insecta, Coleoptera, Staphylinidae. Gene Ontology annotation, biological process: maturation of SSU-rRNA from tricistronic rRNA transcript (SSU-rRNA, 5.8S rRNA, LSU-rRNA). The transcript has 4 exons.